Messenger RNA from Trichobilharzia szidati, 1121 nucleotides. The record is from the annotation of a GenBank genome assembly. Lineage: Eukaryota; Metazoa; Platyhelminthes; Trematoda; Strigeidida; Schistosomatidae.
CAAUGAACCAAUGAAAAUGAUUCGACAUCCAAUGCUAUAACCAAUCAUUAUAAUGUAGCGUAAAAGUUGAAAUAUCCCAAUUUUUUGUAACUUUGAUUUACUUUCUUCGAUUCACUUUUCUACGUUUUACUGCUACUGAAUAUACUACUGAUGGACGGAUUCAGAUGGAAAAUAAUACACAUGUUUUGUCUGAUUAGCUGUAUAGUUGCUGUUACAAUAAAUACACUACAGCCAGGGAAUGAAAGUGUUGCAAACAACUUCACAGAUUACUUCAACUCUAGUGAAUGGAAUAUAACUGAUUCAUCUAUAAAUGAAACUUUCACAAAUAACAUAACAACAAAUGGGUCAAAUUCAUCAUUUGUAAUGUUUGUGACAACUACAGAAACGGUGGGUCACUUUCCACACAGUGAAAAUCAUUCUUCAAUACACCCAGGAAUAAACAACUCACAGACUUUAUAUAAUGUGUCAAAUAUUACUAAUUUUACACCAGUAAAUGUGAGUGGAACCAGAGUGAUAAAUUCAAAUCUAUCCAUAUAUGACAAAAAUGUGACAAAUAUAAAAGUGAAUAAAUUAAACCACACCAUGAAUAGCUCUGCUUAUUAUUCGGGGCAUCAUAAUCACUCGAAUGCAUCGUAUCAUCUAUUUAACAAAACAAAAAUUGCAUAUCAUGGACUCAAAAAUAAACACCCUGACUCAUAUCAUCCAAUCACACUUAAUAACAAAGCUCCUCAAAAAAUCAGGAAUCUUAAAAAGCGUGACUUCACUUCAUCCAGUGAAGACAACAGUGAAGAGGCUGAUGAAGAUAAAUGUAGCCCGGAGACAGUGACGGAGAAUACUGACGUUGAUUCCAUAUAAGGAUGUCUUGUUAUCUCACUUUAAACUUCUUUGUGUUUUAUUUCCAAAGAAGGAAAGAGGCAGCUUUCAUUGUCUAUAAGAUGUUUGCAAAAUACAGAUUUAAAUUGUCAUUGUUUAAAAAUUCAUUUCUCAUUUUUCUUUUUCUGUAAUGCAACUAAUUUCUGAUUUACCUCAAGUAGAAGUGCUAUAUUGUUCUUUCUCAAAUGUUUAACGCUAUGGUGACAACCUCAUUAUUUAUAAUAUAAUGUUUUUGUGUGACCGCAUCA